Malania oleifera is the source of this 843-nucleotide messenger RNA. Its product is annotated as protein TAPETUM DETERMINANT 1-like. The transcript is spliced from 3 exons. Lineage: Eukaryota; Viridiplantae; Streptophyta; Magnoliopsida; Santalales; Ximeniaceae. The record is from RefSeq and is a predicted model, not a curated record. Gene Ontology annotation, biological process: cell fate determination. Bases 47 to 574 code for a protein of 175 amino acids.
UUCCUGAACUCGUCUCUUAACCUUCUUAUUCCUUCAACAAUCAACAAUGAAAGUUCCUGCCAAGUUUUUCAUGGGACUGCUACUACUAUUCCUACUCCUUCCUUAUUCUCAUGGCCUGCAAUUCCAAAAUCACAACCACCAAAACUCCACCGUUCAGGUUUCCUCCGCCGGAACCUCCACCGCUCAGUCUGCCACUCAUCGGAAGUUUCUUCUAGGCCGUGCUGCUGCCUCUGCUCAUCCUGAUCGAUACUGGUCCCUAUCCCAGUGCUCUGAAACGGACAUUGUAGUUGAACAAGGUCCGACAGAUCCCCUCCCUAGUGGAAUACCAACGUACACAGUGAAAGUGAUGAACGCCUGCAUCUCCGGCUGCGACAUCUCUGGCAUUCACCUCCACUGCGGUUGGUUCGCCACCGCCCGCGUCAUAAAUCCCACCAUCUUCCGCCGCCUGGGUUUCAACAACUGCCUCGUCAACGACGGGAAAGUCAUCCCCAACGGCCAAACCGUUAGCUUCCAGUACGCCAACACGUACCCUUAUCACCUGUCUGUCGCCUCCGUCGUCUGCCCCGACUCAUGAAGUAUCAGAUCGAUGAUAAUAAAAUAAAACUAAUAUAUUAUAUAUGGAGUUAUGGAGAUCGAAAAAUAAGAAACGAUCCAUCAAAUUAAGAGUAUUCAUUGUUAAGUUUGAGCAUUGAUGUUGUGUGUUUGGGCUUUGUUUGAUGGCUCGUUCAUGUGUUUUUGGAUCUAGUGGAGGUUUUCAGAAAUAGGGUUUUAAGUUUAGAUAUGUUGUGUUUACUAUUUUGGUAUUUCUAAAUUCUUGUAAAUAUUGGGUUUAAUUUUGCUUCA